Molecule: messenger RNA, 1686 nt
Organism: Selaginella moellendorffii
Lineage: Eukaryota; Viridiplantae; Streptophyta; Lycopodiopsida; Selaginellales; Selaginellaceae
Product: pentatricopeptide repeat-containing protein At1g09410, mitochondrial
Exons: 1
Coding region: 1-1686 (561 amino acids)
Biological process (GO): RNA modification
Molecular function (GO): RNA binding; protein binding
Source: RefSeq, a predicted model, not a curated record
AUGGGAUUACUGAGGAGAGCAGCCAAGGCCAACAGGAAGAUCGCCCUCGUACGCUCCGGACACGAAGGGGAAGAUGCACGUCUCCAACGCAGUUGCCUUGCAUCUCGGCUCAAGCGCUGCGCCACCGCCGCCGAUGUCGCGGAGCUCCACUCGGGCUCGUCCUCAGACCUGCUGCCACACGAUACUUUCGCGUGCAAUGUGCUGGUCCAGAUGUAUGGAAAGUUUGGGAGGAUGGAGGACGCCGCAGCGGUGUUCCACGCAAUCCGGAACAAGAACAUCUUCUCGUGGAGCAUUCUGCUGUCGGGUUGUGCCCAAAACGGGCAUUUGGAUGGGGCUAGGUGGGCAUUUGAUAAUAUGCCAUCCAGGAACGUCGUUGCGUGGGGCGCGCUGCUCCUUGCAUUUAUCCGCGCUGCACGUAUGCGCGAAGCGGUCCAGACGUUUCAUCGGAUGCCACAGCACGACGUGGCAUCGGUGGCUUCUGUCUUGACUGCGAAUGCCCAGGCAGGGCAUAUUUUUGAAACAAAAGCUCUAAUCGAGGCGAUUCCUCCGGGUCAAGGCGACGUCGUUGUGUGGACGGCAUUGAUUGGAUGUUACAUUGCAGAGAACCGCAUUGACGACGCCAAGCGCGUGUUUGAUGGCAUGGAGGAGAGGAGUGUGGUAACUUGGACCGCAUUGUUCACAGGGUAUGCCAACGAGGGACUCGUUGCGAAUGCCAAGGUCAUGUUUGACAGGAUGCCCGAGCGGGACGUGGUGUCGUGGAACUCUAUGGCUGCUGCGUUUGCGCAGAAUGGCGACUUGCCACUUGCAAAGCAAGCUUUUGAUAGUAUUCCCGAGCAGAAUGUGGUGUCCUGGAACGCGAUUGUCACAGCAUAUGCCGAGAACGGGCAGCUGCAUGAUGCUCUGGAUCUCUUCCAUAAAAUGCCGGAGAGGAGAAUGGUGUCGUGGAACGCUGUCGUUUCCGCGCACGCGAACUGCGGAGAUGUGGAGUCGGCCAAUAUCUUGUUCGAUCGCAUGCCACAGUGGACGCUGCUUGCCUCCACCGCGAUGAUCGUUGCUUAUGCGCACAAGAACCUUGUGGCAGAGGCGCGCCGGAUCUUCCAUUCUCUGGAGGCUCGCGACGUUGUGGCGUGGAACGCUAUGAUCUCUCUCUACGGCCAGAAUGGGCUGGUGGAGGAAGCAAGCAGGGCAUUCCGGCGCUUGCCAGUGAGCGAGCGCAACCUGGUCAGCUGGACGGCCAUGGUGGCGGCAUAUGCCCAGAACGGGCAUAGCAAGCAGGCCAUGCAGACGUUCCAGCAGUUGGAGCUCGAGGGCGUGGAGGCGGACGAGAUUUGCUUCAAGACAGUGUUGGGCUGCUGCAGCCACGCCGGCCAAGUCGACGUUGCAUGCUACUGCUUCACGUCCAUGGUGGGGGAUCACGGCAUUGCUCCGUCCAAGUGCCACUACUGGAGCAUCCUGGACGCACUGGGCCGCUCGGGGAGGCUGGGAGAAUGCGAGGAGCUCAUGGGCAGCAUGCCUUUCUCGCCGGACGAGGUGGCGAGAGGGAGCGCGCUGGCCGCUUGCAAGAACGACAGCGACAUGGAGCGCGCCAAUCGGAUCGGCAACCAGCUGCUCGAGACCGAUCCAGACAGCGCCCCGGCCUACGUCCUCAUGGCAAACCUCUUCUCCGCUGCAGUGGGGGCGAAUUAG